CUCCGCCGGUGGCUUGCCGUGACGUCACCCGCCGGGAUCCACGAUUGCUGGACGCAGCGAUCUGAAGCGUCUGGGAGGAAACAAGCUUGUAACCCAGCACGGACGGUACACGGAGAUUACAACAUCUGAGGCCACAAGAUGGCUUCUAAGGUCAUUGUCUUCGAGUUACAGAGCGAUAAUACCGUAAAAAAACAGGAGGUGAUUCCCACUUUUCCCUGGAGCACCAAGGAUCGCCUCUGUAUCAUCACCACUCAGAGAAGUAAUCUACACCUUCUUCACCAUGGCGGAGACCUCCCAAGCAAACAGAAGAAUCUGGAUUCCAUGAAAGAUUCUGAAGAGAAGAGUGCUUUCCAAUAUGGUGUUUCUACGAAGGUGUUUGCAGUAACUGAUGAAACUGGGAAGAAGUGGGAGGUGCGUUUGCUGCUCAGCCCCCGUGAAGUCUCCCGUCUCUCCUCAUUCUUUAAUUUGACCGGCUUUGCAAAUGCCUGUUUGGCAUCCAAAAAGUAUCGGGACUCCCUGGCAUUACUUGGGGGCCGACGACCAAAGCAAGAAGACGCUGUAAGAGAGAUUUGCACGGCAGCUUCUCGUUUUCUCUGCCUUCCCGAGGACCGCAUAGUCAGCAGUGACUACACUAACGAGCUCUACAGGAUCUUGAAUGAAAACGUUACGGCGUCCUGCAUAGGUAUCAAUGAGCAUAGCCUUGUGGUUGGCACCCUAGUGGCUUUGGUGGCAGCUGAACUGGCAGUUUCUGUUGGAGCUUCGGAGAACUUUGACCAUGAUGUAAAAGAGAGUCAGGAGGAUCAGGGAGAGCAGAUUAAGCAGAUGAUCCAGGCGUUUGAUGUGGCGGCUGACCUGCUCACGGUAACACACCUGGGGAAGAGAGUACAAGUUAUACUCAGAAACCCGUGUCCGGAUAAAUGGGCAUCUGGCAGCAUUAAGGGUACAGAGCUUGGAGAAAAACUUAUAUUUGGGAUGUGUCAUAAAGUGUUGUCAUUCUCUAACAUGGAGAGUGAGAUACAAUUUCUGCAAAGCCUGCAGGAGUCACAUGACAUGGUCGCUGCGUUCCACUUUCCGGCGUUUGUGGAGCAUUUGCUGAAGGUCUCGAAGUGGAGCGAUGACAUAAGGCUUUUCUUGAAGGAAGACAAUCAGAAGAAGAAGGAGAUAAUCGACAAACUGUCUCACUUGGCCGUGAGAUUCGUCUGUAGCGAGAAGUGCCAAGGGGAGAUCUUCAUGAAAUGGUUCAGAAGAGAAAUGCGAGAAAAGUGGUCCUCUGUAAAAUCUAUUUCAGUGGGUGGGGAAGCGAUAUGCGCCUUUGCUAUUUUAGUGGCUGUCUUGGCAGCUUUGACUGCAAAAUCCAUUGCGGAUGGAUUCAAAGGGGUUAUUACUGAUAGUGAGGAUGAAAUGCUAGAGGCGAACCAGGAUAACUCUGAAGACACUACCAGUGUCUAUGAUAUUCCAAAACCUGAUGUUACUUCUAGAGCUUCUGAGACUUCAGAUGAUAGCACUGACAAUUCACGUGAGAGUAGGGAAGCCACCACCAGCGUCUCUGAUGUUCCUCAUAUUGAUGUUUCUCCUAAGCCUUCUACAGCUUCAGAAGCUAGCACUGUCACUUCAAAUGAUAUUGUGGAUGUCGCCACUAAUUCUGAAAGUGAUUGUACAGUUCCUGAUAAAUCUUCUGAUUUGAAUACACCAAGACCUGAGGGUACAACAGGGGUCAGUAAUGCUGAUUCUCAAGAUGUUAGCAGUACAUUAAAGGAUCCCAUGCAAAUCAGCACAGAAGUAACCAAUAUUCAUUCAUUAACAGCCGUUGAAGAUGGUGGGAGGUCAACAGCUGAAAGUCCUAGUAGUGACACAUAUACUGCUGUGGGUAUUCCUGCAACUGGGUCAGAUAUGACAACAGAUGUUGGUGCACAUGCAGUUAAUGUAAAUGCAUUAGAAACUAGAGCAUCAACGUAUGCAGUAUCUGAGGAUUCAGAUGUGGUCUCUAAUGUUGGAAAACCAGAGACAUCUGAUGUGAGGAAUGCUGACCCAUUGACAGAAAACAUUCCUGGCUUGCUUACCACUGAUACAGGUGCAGAAGGAGUUUGUAACAAUGGGCGACCAGGACCUAAUUUUGAUGACAGAAGUGUAUUAAGAAGGGAUGGAUCCCCAGAUGACAACAGAAAUACUGAUAGGAUAAUAGAGACUGUUCUCUUCCAUCCCAACGAUCCAAUACCUGAUGGCCUGACCACAUCUCUUCCUGGACCAGAAGUUAGCGGUGAUACACCUUUAUGCAGUGUAGAGGGUAGCAGUGAAGAUAACAUAGUUGGUGCACAUGAUUCCGUUGCAGGAAACUUGACGAGUAAAGGAAAAUCCGAUUCUCGCAAGAGUCCAUGGGUAGCAGAAGACUCAACCGGCAUUGAGUUGAGUAAUACAAGAAAAAUCCCAUCUGGUGUGAACACCAAGACAUGGUGGUUUAUAGGGGUCAUCCUGUUGAUUAUAUCUAUGGUCCUAAACACAUUUGAAACCUCUACCGCUGUCACCAUUGUAGCAGUGAUACUGGCUUUCAUAUUUUGGGCAAGUCGGAGACCCUAAUGCAUCUUAGACAUGACCUGCACAUGCCCUCACAGCUAUUGUCCUUCAAUUAUAAUCAUUACAAAAAAUAACAAAAAUCAGAGCUACACUGUACAGGCAACGCCACAGCCACCUUGAUCAUAUACCCUUAAUCAAUUCUGGGUUAGGCCUCAUCAUCAUAGCCAAAUUGGAUGCUUUGCUUUUACGUAUUAUUAUUUUUUGAAGUGUAUUAAGGAAUCCAAAGAGUUUGACUAUAUUUGUCACAUACUGUAUUGAAGUAUUUAGGUCUGUUUGUGACCUGUUCUUACUAAUUGUAACCUAUAGACUUCCAAAUAAUUUUAACAGAUUAAUUUCAAAUAAAGUAUUAGAAGCAA
Messenger RNA from Pseudophryne corroboree (corroboree frog), 2927 nucleotides. RefSeq lists its product as uncharacterized. Bases 139 to 2574 code for a protein of 811 amino acids. The transcript is spliced from 9 exons. The record is from RefSeq and is a predicted model, not a curated record. Lineage: Eukaryota; Metazoa; Chordata; Amphibia; Anura; Myobatrachidae.